UUGGCAGGGGCCAUUAUGUCUUCUGCAGUAUGCCUUUUGGUCCUCGCAUCAUUGCAAUCACGUCUGAUUCCGUGUUGUUAAUGGCGCAUUUUCAUAAUAAACAGCUCCAAUGUCGAAACCCCCGCACUUCUAAAACCGACUGUUCCCCAUAGAGAAGGGCCAGAAAAUCUGGGCUUGUUUUCGUUUCCCUAAACGAGAAAACCUCCGUUUGGCUGUCGAGAAAAUUAAAGCCUUGUGAACCUUUUGAGAGAGGAUCUCCGGAAGGUUCGAAAAGGCCGGGGGGUUCAGGUGGGGCCCCAUUGAUCGCGAGGGGUGUCCGUUUGAGCCCCAACAUAGCUUGGGGGAUUUAUGAGCACGAGAUCCCGAAAAUCGGUACAGUUUUUUGGUUGGUAGCGGUUGGAGUAAGAUGAGGUGGGUGACUUGUAUUCUAAGAUGCUCCAUGUUGCUGAUGCUUCUGGGUUUGGCUUCAAUACUUGCAAAUGCCUCUCCCAUCAAGAAUGAUUUUGGGCAUUGUGAAAGAGUUGUACAAAAGUGGGCAUUUUCUUCCCUUGAUGAAGAAGUUAAAGAAGAUAGACACACCUUGCGGGAUUUACUGUUUUUUCUCCAUGUCCCCAGAACAGGAGGCAGAACAUAUUUCCAUUGCUUCUUGAAAAAGUUGUACUCUAAAUCUCUGGAAUGCCCCCGUUCUUAUGAUAAGCUCCGGUUUGAUCCGAGCAAGCCAAAGUGCAGGUUGUUGGUUACUCAUGAUGACUAUAGCAUGAUGUCCAAACUUCCCAAUCAUAGAACUUCUGUGGUGACAAUACUUAGGAAUCCAGUUGACCGUGUUUUCAGUACUUAUGAAUUUUCAGUUGAGGUGGCUGCUAGAUUUUUGGUCCAUCCUAACUUAACGUCUGCAACACAAAUGGCUGCGCGUUUACGGGCUAAGAUGAGAGGAGUUAGCACGCUGGAUAUAUGGCCAUGGAAGUAUUUGGUUCCAUGGAUGAGAGAAGAUCUCUUUGCUCGGAGAGAUGCUAGAAGACAAAGAGGCUCAGAUGACAUUAAGAGCAGUGGUUCAUAUGACAUGAAUGAGAUUUUUAUGCCAUUGCAUGAAUACAUCAACACCCCUAUAGCGCAUGAUAUUGUUCACAAUGGAGCCACUUUCCAGGUUGCAGGAUUGACAAACAACUCUUAUCUAGCAGAAUCACAUGAGGUGCGCCAUUGUGUACAGAAGUAUAAGAUUCUUGGUGAACAUGUGCUUCAAGUUGCAAAGAAGAGGUUGGACAAUAUGUUAUAUGUCGGUCUCACUGAGGAGCACAAAGAAUCUGCAACAAUGUUUGCAAAUGUGGUUGGUGCACAGGUGAUUUCCCAGCAGAGAGCAUCAGCCAUGAGCAUGGAGAACGUAGCUAAUGAAAAUUCAGAACAGAGCUCUUUGUUGUCAGAUUCUGAGCUUGAAAAUGAUGUCCACCAGAAUAGCAGUGUUGACCACAAUGCAAGUCAGGUUGCUUCCACUGAAAAUGGUGAAGCAAUGAAACAAAAUAUGACUGUGGAAAAACUUAUGGAAGCUUAUGAAGUCUGCAUCUCUAGUCUAAGGAAGGAGCAAGGGCGCCGGCGCACUGCUUCUUUGAAGAGAAUCUCCCCUGCAAACUUUUCAAAGGAGGGACGUCGUCACGUUCCUGAAGUGGUUCUCCAGCAGAUAAAAUCACUUAACAGCCUUGAUUUGGAGCUCUACAAGUAUGCUCAAGACAUUUUUGCAAAGCAACACAAACAUACAAUGGAGAAGCUUUUUGCCAUAAAGUGGGAUAGCAUGUUUAACAACUCGGAUGGAGCUGUGCUAUGGAAAGUCUUUGCAUUGGCCACAACCCUGAUCUUUUUCUUUCUUUUUGUAAAUUCAAGAAGAAGAACAUCCAAAAUUAAGAUAUAAAUGUUAUUCAAUCACAAAUCGUAGGGGGUUGCAGGGCUUACAAAAAUCGAGAGAUGCCAUAGAGUAGUUGUUUUCAUUUUAGUGUCUCGGCUCGAGCCCAAGCCGCGUAUAGUAGAAGCUCAACCAUGGACCGAUUAUUUUGUGCAAUGUGAAAGUUUUAUGAUAUUGCUUUUCAACAUUGCCCUCAUGAUGUAUUGCACAGAAAAUGAUUGAUCAAGGCACUUAUGCAGUUGGGUUUUCCUCGUAAAUUAUCAAUGCUGUGAAGUGAGCAGUUCAUACUUCAACAAUCGUGCUGGAGUGUUGUGGCUGUUUCCGGCUGUUAUAUAUUUACCCUUUAGAUGACUUUGGAGGAGCACCUUGGACGUAAGACAGAAUAUAGGGUUAGUACCUCACCUUUUUUUUUUAAUAUUGGGUAACCGUUUUCUUAUGGGUUGGAUGGAAUUAAUACAUGUAACAUAUCUUGGAGCUGUCAAAAGUCAAUUCUUUGAUUAUAAGAUCAGAGGACAUUAUGUUCGCAAUCUA
Molecule: messenger RNA, 2422 nt
Organism: Juglans microcarpa x Juglans regia
Lineage: Eukaryota; Viridiplantae; Streptophyta; Magnoliopsida; Fagales; Juglandaceae
Product: protein-tyrosine sulfotransferase-like
Exons: 13
Coding region: 407-1900 (497 amino acids)
Cellular component (GO): membrane
Molecular function (GO): heparan sulfate 6-sulfotransferase activity
Source: RefSeq, a predicted model, not a curated record